UCUUCUCUCCAUGGAAACUAAGAGAGUGGGUGUUGGAAGACACAACAGUCGAAAAGAUGGCUACUGAAACAUCGACAUUUCGCAUUCAAGAGCUGGCUACAGCCAAAAGCUUGUCAGCUGGUUACCUGGAAAACAGGAGGUCUGUUUACUGGGAGAACGGAAUACCAGAGAAAGACUACUCCAAGUCAACAGGAUUCGCACUGACCCAACGUCAAGAACAACUAGUCUACUCUAAGAGGCUCCAUCCAGAGUACCAGGGGGACCGUCCCUCUCCCAUUUGGAGGGUCUCACGGAGGGCCAUGAGUGCCACACCCUCACAAAGAAUCUCGGAUCUGGCACAAUCAAAGAGACUGCAUCCUGACUAUAGACAGUGUCGUCGGGUAAUGACAAUGAUCCCUACUUCUACCCUGCGAGUUCGACCCAGUGAGCGUAUCCAGUUUCUGGCCCGUCACAAGACAUACCCACCUCUACCAAUCAAACACAACAGCGAUUGGGAUUGGGGAGAAUGGGAAACAGAUGUCAAUUCAGCGACUAAGACAGCCUCGGCUUCAGCUUAUGUGAUCAACCUGGCCACACCUAAACAAUCUCAUUCACAGUACAAGCCGCCCAAGGACGUCCAAUGGAGUGUGAGCAAGGAGGCACUCUCACAUGUGGCCUCAGAGAGAAUGCUGAAGUUAGCUCGACCCAAGAAUCGAAACGCUGAUUUGGAGGAUUAUGAUCCGAGGGCUUGGAAUGUGUCUAUGGCAGCUCUUAAUGCUAAGGCCACCCCUCGAAUUGAAGAGCUAGCUACCCCCAUUCCAAGAAAAGUUCGAACUAAAAAGUAGUUCAAGACUCUAUUAUAAUAGUAUUAGUUACCUCCCCCCCCCUUUUUUUUGAUUUUAGAUUGUUGAGAGUUGUUUGUUUUUCAAAAUGUAAUGUAAAUAUUUCACAAAAAACUUAUGAUUGAUUGAUGCAGACUGCAUAAAAUUUGGAA
This is a messenger RNA of Halichondria panicea, 973 nucleotides long. RefSeq names its product sperm microtubule associated protein 2-like. Lineage: Eukaryota; Metazoa; Porifera; Demospongiae; Suberitida; Halichondriidae. The transcript has 4 exons. Gene Ontology annotation, biological process: spermatogenesis. The record is from RefSeq and is a predicted model, not a curated record. The coding region runs from base 57 to 824 and encodes 255 amino acids.